Messenger RNA from Lingula anatina, 2482 nucleotides. RefSeq lists its product as uncharacterized. Lineage: Eukaryota; Metazoa; Brachiopoda; Lingulata; Lingulida; Lingulidae. The record is from RefSeq and is a predicted model, not a curated record.
CAUUACUUGGUCUAUUAGGUGUAGAAAUUCGUUCUCUCACAGUAGGGGGACGAACGUUCACUGUGUUCACAGCUACACGAGUAGGAAAUCAAGAUUUUUUGUUGAAUAGUGAUAGCGUGAAAUACAGGAGGAUCUGAUUAGGACAAAAACGACACUGUUUAUUUCUCAGUUGUUUUGUUUAUAUAACACCUGUGCCCGUCGUGACGUCAAGUUUUCUCAAAACAUGGAAUUAACAGAAAAGGAAGCGUUUUACAUUUAAUUCGAGCGAGAAUUAUCCUCAAGACGGAACGCUGAAUCCCACCUUAUUUUCUUUUCAGGAGUAGAUUUAUUUCUGUUUAAACUCCUUGAUCCCAUGAUAGAGAUGAAAACGGCAAGUUGUAUCUACCUAAAAGCUGGGAUGGACGACCUUCAUACCACACUGAAGUCUUGUUUCUAACUCCAGUUAUCUGACAGUAAGUCACCCUGGGUGACAUUUUCUUGUUACAGCGUCUCUGUGUAAACAGAGCCAAAAAAGUGACACGCUUAAUCUUAGAACUGGAGUAAAAAUCAAAGGACGCCGAGGGUAGAAUUUUGUAUAAGCUGUAAGAGGCGACGUUAACUAUAAGACAUUGAAAAGGGCAUUUCAAAGAAGGGAAUAAGAUCUGGCCACCCAUUUACAACAAUGAAUCUUCCUGAAAUCAUUUGCAAUCGGCGAAAAUUCGCAGACGACAGAUUGAUCAAUUUGAAAGCAGAACAAGUAUGUCCUGGGAGAUCCUUAGAGAAGCGACUCAAGGCCAUAGAACUUGAUCGAAUAAGAGUCAAAGUGAAAUUAGACCGAGAAACCGACGAACUUCGCCUUGCGUUGUUAAACCUGAGCCGGACGAAAAAACGACCGCGUACAACUGAGACGGAGAAUGAACAUUUUUCUGAAGAUGAGCGACCGCACUCCGUAUCUCAGAGCACCUUGGAUUAUGAGCAAGGAAUACCACCACCAGAGGGCAGUGUGGUGUCGCAGAGCAUUGUGGGAAACCUAAGCGCGAGAUACCACCGGCCUUCCUACCGCGAGCUGCGACAGCGCGAGGCGUCAGCACGUGCGCGCGUCAACCUGCUUAGUUACCAGAGACUCAUCACAGAUUUACGACAGAAGGAGGAACAGCGUAAAAUACGACAGGCUGAAUUCUUAAAGUCCAUGAACACCAUUGAAAGUUCUGUUCGCAUUAAGACAAAAGAGAGAGAACGGGCGCAGUCAUUUUCACUUCCUAUAAAAAACGCCACUGACAUCAGCUGUCCCAAAGAAAUGCUUGGCGCGCCAUCUAUACAGAAUUAUCUUCUUAAGACACGUCAUGCUGCUGAAUCUGCGCAUUCGCUGGAAGAACCGCCUCCUGUGACGUCAUUCACCUCGAUUAGUUCUUUGAGCGAUGGAUACAACAGAACACAAUCAGAGAAGAGAACACGACGCUUGUCAGUGGAUGAAAUUGAUCUUCCAAAAGGGAGAAUUUCACAGAGAAAUAGGCGAAAGUCGCUUCCUCACAGUUCACCGUGUAAUUCUGACGACGAGGUAUGCGAAGUUCCAAAAACGGAAUCAGACACACGUCCAAUAAAAGCACGCCAAUCAAAGCGCACGUUUGUCCACGUCUUUGUUCCCCAAGGGAAUACAGACACUGACACAGACAAUUCACCUACAAAGUUAUCAUUAGAAAAAAACAAUGCAAAACAUUCUCCACUUGAAAAAAAGGAUGGUGUCGAUUACGAAAGUGACAUCUGUAUCAACGACCCGGAUGAAGCGAAAGUGAAACCGGAAGUGAAACCAACAAAACGUGUCUCAUUUCGACUUGACAAGGUCCAAAGGUGGGUAGAUGAAAUGCCUGAGGAGGCUGCUGGUUUAGAGGCACGGGCAGUCUCAUCAGCGUCUUUUCAAAGUGGCUCUGCGCGACAGCGGAACCCAACCCCGCCUUCCGGCACUCACUCCACUCGCCCAACACCUCACAGGAGAGACAGCAGCGUCGGUUCACUGGUUGAUGGAAACGCGACCAAGGAACGCCAGCCUCUGUUUCUGGACUGUGACGACAUGACUGACACUGACUAUGUGUGGGACGAGGUCCGGAAGUGCCGCUACAUCCGGGGCUACGACCCGCCGGAAAUGCAAAUCCCGUCCGACGCCGACUUGGAAAAGUUUGUCUUCGCCCCAAACGAGGAUAAUGAGGAUUUUGAUUCCACAGCAACAGAGGACAACAAUUCGAUUGGUAACGUAGGGGACUUGGAGAAAUAAAGCGAUGUAAACUGAAUCGAAUUAUUUUUAUAAGUAAAAUAAAGUGUGUUUUUUUAUAUAGGCCCCCCUACUGAAGUUCUUAUGUCUUAUGCAUUUCCGCAGUGAUAUUACGCCAUAAGAUCAGAAAGACUGGAAAAUGGUAUUACUGUUUAUAUAAAAUCUACGUAACAAGUUACAUCAUUAUCAGAAUAAUUAUGAAUUCUUUUUCUAUCUGCAGCCAAUGCUUUAUAAAGC